This is a messenger RNA of Lolium rigidum, 487 nucleotides long. Its product is annotated as cytochrome b-c1 complex subunit 9, mitochondrial-like. Bases 69 to 260 code for a protein of 63 amino acids. The transcript has 3 exons. The record is from RefSeq and is a predicted model, not a curated record. NCBI's taxonomy places the organism in Eukaryota, Viridiplantae, Streptophyta, Magnoliopsida, Poales, Poaceae. Gene Ontology annotation, biological process: mitochondrial electron transport, ubiquinol to cytochrome c.
ACUGCUUCGUCCGUCGUCGCGUGCCCAACCUCCACCGUCCCCCGCGCAUCCCGCCGCCGACGCCGACGAUGGGUCUCUGGGAAGGCAUGUACAAGCUGGUGAUGCGCCGCAACGGCGUGUACGUCACCUUCGUCGUCGUCGGCGCCUUCGCUGGCGAGCGGCUGGUGGAUUACGGCGUCAACAAGGUCUGGCAGAUGAACAACCUCGGGAAACGGUAUGAAGACAUAACAGGUCUGGGGCAAAGGCCGGUUGAGGAGUGAAAACAUCGAAGAGCAGACUUCCCAUGAUCUUCUGAUCGACUCAUAAAUCUCCAUGUUUUGGCAUUUUCCUUUGGCACAAUAAUAUUGUAAAACUCCUAAUUCAAUCAUUUUGAGCUCGGAACUAUGUCAGAAACCUGUUCCACAGCCAUGUGAUUGUUAUGAAUGGUCUAUCUGGAAUCAGUUCAAACUCUAUCCAAGCUAUGAAUACGAGUUGUUUCUCUUAUUUA